Carassius auratus (goldfish) is the source of this 2402-nucleotide messenger RNA. RefSeq lists its product as uncharacterized. The coding region runs from base 70 to 1290 and encodes 406 amino acids. The record is from RefSeq and is a predicted model, not a curated record. The transcript is spliced from 5 exons. Lineage: Eukaryota; Metazoa; Chordata; Actinopteri; Cypriniformes; Cyprinidae. Gene Ontology annotation, biological process: negative regulation of MAPK cascade; peptidyl-tyrosine dephosphorylation. Gene Ontology annotation, molecular function: MAP kinase tyrosine/serine/threonine phosphatase activity; protein tyrosine/threonine phosphatase activity; MAP kinase tyrosine phosphatase activity. Gene Ontology annotation, cellular component: cytosol; cytoplasm.
GACGUUAUUUGUCCACGUGAGCUUCAUUCAGCUGAGCGCUGCAAGGAUGAAUGGCUGGGGGGGUGGAAGAUGGAAACGUUGGAAAAAUGGAGCAGAGACAUCAUGGCACCUCAUCAGCUGGAUAAGAAGGCACAGUCCAAACAAAAUGGCAUGAUUGCAAAAAAUCUUCUCAACUCUCUUAAGAAACGCAAUCAUUUGCAGCUCCAGCCAAUUUCUCGCUCAGCAUGUGCCACUGGCUCAUGUCCAGAUCUGAUGAGUAGGAACGAGCAGCCAGACUCCCGGCCGCUUGCCGUGGCCCUGACGCCCCAGCUACCCCCAAGAACUCAUCGUCCCCUGUGUCUCUCAGUGUCCUCUGACAGCAAUGGACGCUUCAAAGCUCUGGAGACCCAGGAAUGGAAGAACAACCUCAAAGCUCAGAUGGAGCAGGCCCAUAGUGCUGGAGCAGCCAGCAGCACAGGUUCCCUGGAAAGAGCGUCUCUCUUUUGCGCUUCUGGCUCCACUACCACCUCCAGCUCUGGCCUCUCCAGUCCGGUGGAGCACCUCACCAAGAGCAAGUCCUCUAGUCGCUUUUCACUUUUCUCCCCACCUUGGAACAGCAGCUCAGAGUCUGACUCCAAUCCACCUUCCCGCUCCGGAUCUAAGAAAAUGCGCAACUACAGUCGCAGAGCUGGUCCUGGCAGUGCCAAAACGGGCCCAGAGACUCCAGAACCCAAGCAGAGCGUCCCUGAGCAUUUCCAGUACUCAGAACCAGUCAUAUCGAAGGUUACAGACUACAUUUUUGUGGGAAACCUGAACGCGGCUUAUAGUGGGCGUACGUUGUGCCGCAAUAAUAUCGACAGUAUCAUCGACAUGAGCAGCCUGCCUGGGGAGACUUGUUUGAGAGUCAUUCCUUGCACUUGUUCAAGGGGUGUCAAGCAUAGUUGGUCUCGUCUCAAAGUGGACAUAAGUGACCUUCCGGACACAGUCCAAGAAGGGCUGGCACUCAAGCAUCGAUGCUUCGAUGACAUCAAUGAGUGUAUCGAUGCCUCCACGGAGAAGAGGAAGCGAGUUCUGGUGCAUUGUCGUGAUGGUUUUUCCCUCGCCCCCACUUGCAUUAUUCAGUACCUCAUGGUCAAACAAAAUAUGAGGCUUAUUGCCGCCUACGAGCUGCUCAGAGCCAAACACCCAGUCAACAUUCGGGAGUCCCAUCAGAACGUUCUGGUAAGUCUCGAAAGAGCUCUGAGACCGGGUGGGAACACGGACCCAGAGUGCUUUAAACAGGCCAUCUCUCGAAAAGUGGCUUGGACCUGAUAGCGAACCUUGGGGAACCUCACUUUUAUUUUAGCGUUUUGUAUUUUGUACAUUUUAUUUUGAAUAUUAUUUCCAUUGUUAACUCUGUGGAAGGCAGUUUUUUAUUGUUUUAACUGAGCUGGAUGUCAUGGUGUGAGUACUAAUUGUGAAAAUGUACUUUGUUGUUCAGUGGCCAUUUUAGCAAAAAAAAAAAUCUGGGAAUUUGAGUCAUUCGUUUUGCUUCUGGCUAUACAAAACAAGAACAAACAUGCUUUGUGCAGCUGCUAAACAAUGCGAUUUGUCUGGGAAUAUAUCUCCUGUUUAUUCUUCUUCACGUGGGUACAUAGCCAUGCUGUGCAGGUUUAUGUUGAGGAAGAAGUUAGCGGGAGCCCUCAGGAUACAAAACGAUGUCAUAUAUGGCUGCAAACACCACUACUGAGGCUGAAACGUCAAACUGGAGUACUAUAUCAACUAAACAUCUUAAACACUCUGAGGACAAAUUGAGGACUAAACAUGAUUAAUCACUGAAUCUGGUAGUACAUAGCACAACCUUUGUUGGCCUCCUUAUUCAUUUGACAGUUAACCAGGGUUGAAAGAUGUACAGUAAGAGUAGUCCUCUAUGAGGAGACAUUUCAUUUACUAGGUUAAGUAGGUUAAUGUCUUUUAUUAAAUGUGUACUAUUCAACAUGUUUAAUCGAAUAAUUCAGUGCUUGGAAACAAUGUGAAUUUUGUGAUCGUGUAAAGCAUUGAAACUAACCCACUUUAUACCUUGUAUGGUUUGUUGGUAUUUGGAAAACGAGUUAAACAGAGUUGUGGAGCAAUGCUCAAUUGCUAAGGCUUGAUAUUGCACUUACAACAAGGAAAUGCACAAGUUUUGCUGAAACAUGGUUUGACUUAAUGUUGCACAGUGAAUAUAGAUCAAAAUAUUUUUAUUACGAUAAUGUUUAUGCUUAUAUAUAUAUAUAUAUAUAUAUAUAUAUAUAAUGAUUGUUGUUCCAUUGUUUCUAUUGUAUUUUGAUUUAGCCAUUUUGACAAAUGUAACCCUGAUAGCAAAUGUACGUCACUGAGACUACUUGAAUGCGUGCAUUUUCUUUAAGAGCAUUAUCUAGUUUGCAGUGUGUGUGUGUGUGUAU